Messenger RNA from Theobroma umbraticum, 2687 nucleotides. Its product is annotated as neutral ceramidase 2-like. Gene Ontology annotation, molecular function: N-acylsphingosine amidohydrolase activity. Gene Ontology annotation, cellular component: extracellular region. Gene Ontology annotation, biological process: long-chain fatty acid biosynthetic process; sphingosine biosynthetic process; ceramide catabolic process. NCBI's taxonomy places the organism in Eukaryota, Viridiplantae, Streptophyta, Magnoliopsida, Malvales, Malvaceae. The record is from RefSeq and is a predicted model, not a curated record.
UUAUUUACUUGAAAGUUGUAUAUGAAAAAAUUGUUAAACUGAUCUCCCACGAACAAGAGAUCAUCGACUCUGCCGCAGUAGCAUCAUAACACAUUUAGCAAUAGACAAGCUCACACCUUGUCAGUCUCCCUCAGCUGAACAACCCAAGGAAUGAUGCUCUUGUGCCAACUCAAAUUUUCAAACCCCUCAGGCAAAUAGACAAAAGAACAAGCUGAUGAUCCCUCUUUUUUAUAUAUGUUCUAAAUGAAUCGAAUCCGUUCACAAAAUACUAGGAAACAUUUGCCAGAAAAUCCAAGAAACUCGAAUUGAAAGCUAGCUACCUUUAUAUAUAUAUAUAUAUAUAUAUAUAUAUAGCUUCACGGCUGAUGGGAUUAACUAGUUUGAAACAGACUCUUAGCAAAAUGCAUAAACACCUACAUUUGCUAUCGCCUUUUGUUGCUCUUUGUACUGCUUUUGCCUUGAUAAAAGAAGUUGAUGGCGAGUACUUGAUUGGUGUUGGGAGCUACGAUAUGACGGGUCCUGCUGCUGGGGUUAACAUGAUGGGCUACGCUAACAUGGAGCAGAGCACUGCCGGUAUCCAUUUCAGACUGAGAGCGAGAACUUUCAUCGUUGCUGAAAGUUCACAAGGACCAAGGCUUGCUUUUGUUAAUCUUGAUGCAGGCAUGGCAUCACAGCUUGUCACUAUAAAAGUGCUCGAGAGGCUCCAAGAAAGGUUUGGAGAUUUGUAUACGCAAGAAAAUUUGGCGAUCAGUGGCACUCAUACUCACGCAGGGCCUGCUGGUUACUUGCAGUACGUGGUUUACUCUGUUACUUCUCUAGGGUUUAUCAAACAAUCAUUCGAUGCAAUUGUAACGGCAAUCGAGCAGAGCAUCAUUCAGGCUCACAACAACCUCAAACCUGGCUCGAUCUUCUUGAACUCAGGGGACGUGGAGAAUGCGGGGAUAAACAGGAGCCCAAGUGCAUACCUGUUCAACCCACCAGAAGAGAGGGCUAGAUACCCCAGCAACGUCGAUACAACAAUGACCCUUUUGAAGUUUCUGGAUAUUGAGAGCAAGAACAGCAUAGGUGCGUUCAGCUGGUUCGCCACGCAUGGAACAUCCAUGAGCCGAGACAACAAGCUCAUCAGUGGAGACAACAGGGGCUCUGCUGCGAGGUUCUUCGAAGACUGGUUCUCUUUUGGCAACAAAUCCCUCUCUGCUCCAAUCACCAGGUCUUCUGCCUCCCCCGACAUCAGCAAACUAAUAAAGAAAGCCCAAACGAUCAAGGCCACCGGAGGAAAACCUUGUGGGAAAGCAACCAGCCAAGGCUUCAAGGUGAGGAAGAACGAUGGGUCCCGAUUUGUGGGAGCAUUCUGCCAAUCAAAUGUUGGAGAUGUGACCCCGAAUGUGCUAGGAGCAUUUUGCACUGACACUGGGAAACCUUGUGAUUCCAAUCGCUCCUCUUGCAAUGGCGAUGACCAGCUUUGCGUGGGCCGUGGCCCUGGGUACCCAGAUGAAAUAUUGAGCACCAAGAUCAUUGGAGAGAGGCAAUUCCAAAAGGCCGUGGAGCUAUUCACUUCUGCUACUAACCAAUUGAGUGGAAAAAUUGAUUAUCGCCAUGCGUAUCUAAACUUCACCAACAUCGAAGUGGAGUUGGCUGAAAACACUAUAGUAAAGACUUGUCCAGCAGCCCUUGGGCCGGGUUUUGCGGCUGGGACUACAGAUGGGCCUGGAGCCUUUGGUUUUCCAGGCGACACAGAGAUCAACGAGAUGUGGAAACAAUUAAGGGAUUUGUUGAAAGAGCCCAGCCAAUAUCAGGUGGACUGCCAAAAGCCCAAAUCCGUUUUGCUAAGCACUGGCGAAAUGUUUCUACCUUAUGCCUGGGCGCCCGCUAUUCUUCCCAUUCAAAUGCUGAGGUUGGGAAAUUUUGUUAUCCUAUCUGUGCCUGGAGAGUUCACCACAAUGGCUGGUCGGCGACUGAGGGAAGCAGUCAAAGAGACUUUGAUAAGUAAUGGAAAUGGAGAAUUUGAUGACGACACCCAUGUUGUAAUAGCAGGUCUUACAAACACGUAUUCUCAGUAUGUAGCAACUUUCGAGGAGUAUAAGCAGCAGCGGUAUGAGGCUGCUUCAACACUCUACGGUCCUCAUACAUUGUCAGCUUAUAUCCAAGAGUUUAAGAAACUGGCAGAAGCAAUGGCUACAGGAGAAAAGCUCAGGGGAACAGGAUUGUUACCACCGGAUCUUUCCUCUGUUCAGCUCAGCCUCGUAUUAGACCCUACAGGAGACUCGCCGCCACCAGGCAAAAGAUUUGGAGAUAUGCAGCAAGAUGUAGGCCAACCGAAAGGCGGUUCAUUCAAGAAGGGAGAUAAACCAAAUGCUACAUUUUGGAGUGCUAACCCGAGGUAUGACCUCUUGACAGAAGGCACAUUUGCUGUAGUGGAGAUGCUUCAAGAUGGGCGGUGGAUUCCAGUGUAUGAUGAUGAUGAUUUUUGCUUGUAUUUCAAGUGGAAAGUAGAUACCAGUUUUUAUGGCUUAACAACCAUAGAAUGGGAAGUGCCAGAGGAAGCUGCCUCUGGUGUUUAUCGGUUCAGGCACUUUGGGUCAUCUAAGAAAACCAAGGACUCCCCAAAUGAAUACUUUACAGGCGCAUCUAGCGCAUUCGCAGUGUCAUGAAGGCCGUCGGUGUGGUCUGCAUCUUGUUUAUCAGAA